AUGAUGAAAACGAAAACAGUUGAGAGAUCUACAACACUCAAGGAUACCACAUCAGACCAGUCCACAACAGUUGUGGAUACUACAACAGGUGACCAUACCACAACAGUGGUGGAUACUACAACAGGUGACCAGACGACAUCAGUGGUGGAUAAAACAACCCGUGAAAAAACCACAACUGUGAUGGAUACCACAACAGGUAACCAGACCGCAACGGUGGUGGAUACUACUACAUCUAGGACAACACCUGACCACUCUACCACCGGAAUAGAUACCACAAGACCUAAACAAUCGACAGUAGUGAUGGAUACUACAACAACUGACGAGUCUACAACUGUGUUGGAUAAGAUAACAUCCUAUCAGUAUACAUCUGUAAUGGAUACCACAGCACCUGAUCAGUCUACCACAAUGAUAAAUACCACAAAAGCUGGUCAGUCUACCACAAUGAUAGAUACCACAAAAUCUGGUCAGUCUACCACAGUAAUGGAUCCCACAACAGCCGAUCAGUCUACCACAGUGAUAGAUACCACAACAGCUGAUCAGUCUACCACAGUAAUAGAUACCACAACACCGGACCACCCUUCCACAGUGAUGGAUACCACAACAGCUGGUCAGUCUACCACAGUGAUAGAUACCACAACAGCUGGUCAGUCUACCACAGAGACGGAUACUACAACACCUGAGCAGUCUAACACAGGGAUAGAUACCACAACACCUGACCAGUCUACCACCGUAAGAGAUACCACAACAGCUGGUCAGUCUACCACAGAAAAAGAUACCGCAACACCUGAUAAGUCUACCAUACUAAUGGAUAUCACAACACCUGAUCAGUCUACCAGAGUGAUAGAUACCACAACAUCUGACCACCCUACCAGAGUCAUAGAUACCACAACAGCUGGUAAGUCUACCACAGUGAUACAUGCCACGACAGCUGACCACACUACCACAGUGAUCGAUACCACAACAGCUGACCAGUCUACCACAGUUAUGGAUACUACAACACCUCACCAGUCUACCACAGUAAUGCAUACCACAACACCUAAGCAGACUACCACAGUAAUAGAUACCACAACACCUGACAAGUCUCCCACAGUAAUAGACACCACAAGAGCUGAGCAGUCUACCAGAGUGACAGAUACCACAAUGCCAAAUCAGUCUACCACAGUGACAGAUACCACAAUACCGAACCAGUCUACCACAGUGCCAGACACCACAAUACUAAACCAGUCUACAACAGUGCCGGAAACCACAACACCUGACCAGUCUACCACAGUAAUAGAUACCACAACACCUGACAAGUCUCCCACAGUAAAAGACACCACAACAGCUGAGCAGUCUACCACAGUGACAGAUACCACAAUACCAAAUCAGUCUACCACAGUGACAGAUACCACAAUACCGAACCAGUCUACCACAGUGCCAGACACCACAAUACUAAACCAGUCUACAACAGUGCCGGAAACCGCAACACCUGACCAGUCUACCACAGUGAUGGAUACCACAACACCUGCUGAUCAGUCUACCACAGUGAUGAAUACCACAACACCUGGUCAGUCUACCACAGUGAUGGAUACCACAACAACUGGUAAGUCUACCACAGUGAUCGAUACCACAGCAGCUGGUCCGUCUACCACAGUGAUUGAUACCACAACACCUGCUCAGUCCACCACAGUGAAAGAUACCAAAACACCUGAAAAGUCUACCACAGUGAUCGAUACCACCACAACUGGCCAGUCUACCACAGUGAUAGAUACCACAACAGCUGACCAGUCUACCACAGUGAUGGAUACCAUAACAGAUGGCCAGUCUACCACAAUGAUGGAUACCACAAUACUUGACCAGUCUACCACAAUGUUGGAUACCACAAAACCUCACCAGUCUACCACAGUAAUGGAAACAACAACACCUCAACAGUCUACCACAGUGAUGGAUACUACAACAGCUGGUCAGUCUACCACAGUCAUAGUUACCACCACUGCUGGUCAGUCUACCACAGUCUUAGAUACCACUGCAACUGACCAGUCUACCACAGUGAUCGAUACCACAACACCUGGUCAGUCUACCACAGCGAUAGAUACCACAACACCUGAACAGUCUACCACAGUGAUCGAUACCACCACAGCUGGCCAGUCUACCACAGUCUUAGAUACCAAAGCAGCUGACCAGUCUAACACAGUGAUGGAAAGCACAACAACUGAACAGUUUACCACAGUAAUAGAUACCACAACAGCUGGCCAGUCUACCACAGUCAUGGGUGCCACGACACCUAAAAAGUCUACCACGGUGAUGUAUACCUCAACACCUGACCAGUCUAACACAGUGAUCGAUACCACCACAGCUGGUCAGUCAACCACACUGUUGGAUACCACAACAGCUGACCAGUCUUCCACAACACCUCAACAGUCUACCACAGUGAUGGAUACUACAACAGCUGGUCAGUCUACCACAGUCAUACAUACCACCACAGCUGCUCAGUCUACCACAGUCUUAGACACAACAGCAACUGACCAGUCUACCACAGUAAUGCACAGCACAACACCUGAACAGUCUACCACAGUGAUGGAUACCACAACAGCUGGUCAGUCCACCAUAGUCAUAGAUGGCACGACAGCUGACCAGUCUGCCACAGUAAUGGAUACCACAACUGCUGACCAGUCUACCACAGUCAUACGUACCACAACAUUUGGCCAGUCUCCAACACUGAUAGAUACCACAACAGCUGACCAGUCUACCACAGUGAUCGAUACCACCACAGCUGGUCAGUCAACCACACUGUUGGAUACCACAACAGCUGACCAGUCUAACACAGUAAUGGAUACCACAACACCUGACAAGUCUACCACAGUCAUAUAUACCAUAACAGUUGGCCAGUCUACCACAGUGAUAGACACUACAAAAGCUGACAAGUCUACAACAGUGAUGGAUACCACAACGGCUGACCAGUCUACCACAGUGAUGGAUACCACAACAACUGCCCAUUCUACCACAGUAUUCGAUACCACCACAGCUGGUCAGUCUACCACACUGCUGGAUAGCACAAUAGCCGACAAGUCCACCACAGUGAUGGAUACCACAACACCUGCCCAGUCUACCACAGUAAUCGAUACCACCACAGCUGGUCAGUCAACCACACUGAUGGUUACCACAACAGCUGACCAGUCUUCCACAGUGAUGGAUACCACAACACCUGACCAGUCUACCACAGUGAUAUAUACCUCAACACCUGACCAGUCUACCACAGUUAUCGAUACCACCACAGCUGGUCAGUCAACCACACAGUUGGAUACCACAACACCUCACCAGUCUACCACAGUAAUGCAUACCACAACACCUCACCAGUCCACCACAGUGAUGGAUACUACAACAACUGCUCAGUCCACCACAGUCAAAGAUACCAGCACAGCUGGUCAGUCUACCAAAGUCUUAGAUACCACAGCAGCUGACCAGUCUACCACAGUGAUGCAUAGUGUAACACCUAAACAGUCUACCACAGAGAUGGAUACCACAACAGCUGGUCAGUCUACCACAGUGAUGGAUACCACAACAGCUGGUCAGUCUACCACAGUCAUGAAUGCCACGACAGCUGACCAGACUACCACAGUGAUGUAUAUCGCAACACCUGACCAGUCUACCACAGUGAUCGAUACCAACACAGCUGGUCAGUCAACCACACUGUUGGAUACCACAACACCUGAACAGUCUACCACAGUGAUGGAUACCAUAACACCUUACCAGUCUACCACAGUGAUCGAUACCAACACAGCUGGUCAGUCAACCACACUGUUGGAUACCACAACACCUGAACAGUCUACCACAGUGAUGGAUACCACAACACCUUACCAGUCUACCACAGUGAUCGAUACCACCACAGCUGGUCAGUCUGCCACACUGUUGGAUACCACAACAGCUGACCAGUCUAAGACAGUGAUGGAUACCACCACAGCUGACCAGUCUACCACAGUGAUAGAUACAACAACACCUGCCAAGAUUACCACAAUCAUGGAUGCCACGACAGCUGACCAGUCUACCACAGUGAUGUAUACCUCAACACCUGACCAGUCUACCACAGUGAUGUAUACCUCAACACCUGACCAGUCUACCACAGUGAUCGAUACCACCACAGCUGGUCAGUCAACCACACAGUUGGAUACCACAACACCUCACCAGUCUACCACAGUGAUGGAUACCACAACACCUCAUGAGUCUACCACAGUGAUGGAUACUACAACAGCUGGUCAGUCUACCACAGUGAUGGAUACUACAAGAGCUGCUCAGUCUACCACAGUCAUAGAUACCACCACAGCUGAUCAGUCAACCACACUGUUGGAUACCAAAACACCUUACCAGUCUACCACAGUAAUGGAUACCACAACACCUCACCAGUCAACCACACUGUUGGAUACCACAACAGCUGACCAGUCUACCACAGUGAUGGAUACCACAAAACCUGACCAAUCUACAACAGUGAUGUAUACCUCAACACCUGACCAGUCUACCACAGUGAUCGAUACCACCACAGCUGGUCAGUCAACCACACUGUUGAAUACCACAACAGCUGACCAGUCUACCACAGUCAUAGAUACCACAACACGUGGCCAAUCUUCCACAGUAAUACAUACCACAUCAGCUGACCAGUCUACAACAGUGAUGGAUACCACAACACCUGACAAGUCUACCACAGUGAUAGAUACCACAACAGUUGGCCAGUCUACCACAGUGAUCGAUACCAACACAGCUGGUCAGUCAACCACACUGUUGGAUACCACAAUACCUGAACAGUCUACCACAGUGAUGGAUACCACAACACCUUACCAGUCUACCACAGUGAUCGAUACCACCACAGCUGGUGAGUCUGCCACACUGUUGGAUACCACAACAGCUGACCAGUCUAAGACAGUGAUGGAUACCACCACAGCUGACCAGUCUACCACAGUAAUAGAUACAACAACACCUGCCAAGAUUACCACAAUCAUGGAUGCCACGACAGCUGACCAGUCUACCACAGUGAUGUAUACCUCAACACCUGACCAGUCUACCACAGUGAUGUAUACCUCAACACCUGACCAGUCUACCACAGUGAUCGAUACCACCACAGCUGGUCAGUCAACCACACAGUUGGAUACCACAACACCUCACCAGUCUACCACAGUGAUGGAUACCACAACACCUCAUGAGUCUACCACAGUGAUGGAUACUACAACAGCUGGUCAGUCUACCACAGUGAUGGAUACUACAAGAACUGCUCAGUCUACCACAGUCAUAGAUACCACCACAGCUGAUCAGUCAACCACAGUGUUGGAUACCACAACACCUUACCAGUCUACCACAGAAAUGGAUACCACAACACCUCACCAGUCAACCACACUGUUGGAUACCACUACAGCUGACCAGUCUACCACAGUGAUGGAUACCACAAAACCUGACCAGUCUACCACAGUGAUGUAUACCUCAACACCUGACCAGUCCACCACAGUGAUCGAUACCAACACAGCUGAUCAGUCAACCACACUGUUGAAUACCACAACAGCUGACCAGUCUACCACAGUCAUAGAUACCACAACAGGUGGCCAAUCUACCACAGUGAUAGAUACCACAUCAGCUGACCAGUCUAACACAGUGAUGGAUACCACAACAGCUGACCAGUCUACCACAGUGAUAGAUACCACAACAGUUGGCCAGUCUACCACAGUGAUAGAUACCACAACAGCUGGCCAGUCCACCACAGUGAAGGAUACCACAACAGCUGACCAGUCUACCACAGUGAUGGAUACCACAACACCUGUCCAGUCUACCAAAUUGAUGGAUACAACAACAGCUGACCAGUCUACCACAGUGAUUGAUACCACAUUACCUGACCAGUCUACCACAGUGAUGGAUACUACAACAGUUGCUGACCAGUCUACCACAGUGAUCGAUACCACAAUACCUGUCCAGUCUACCACAGUGAUGGAUACCACCACAGCUGGUCAGUCAACCACACUGUUGGAUACCACAACAGCUGAUCAAUCUAUCACAGUGAUGGAUACCACAAUACCUGACCAGUCUACAAAGGUCAUAGAUAGCAAAACACCUGACCAGUCUACUACAGUGAUGUAUACCUCAACACCUGACCAGUCUACCACAGCAAUCGAUACCACCACAGCUGGUCAGUCAACCACACUGUUGGAUAAUACAACAGCUGACCAGUCAACCACAUUGAAGGAUACCACAACACCGCACCAGUCUACCACAGUGAUGGAUACUACAAAAGCUGCUCAGUCUACAACAGUCAUAGAUACCACAACAGCUGGUCAGUCAACCACACUGUUGGAUACCACAACAGCUGACCAGUCUACCACAGUGAUGGUUACCACAAGUCUUUACCAGUCUACCACAGUCAUAGAUACCAUAACAGGUGGCCAAUCUACCACAGUGAUAGAUACCACAUCAGCUGACCAGUCUACCACAGUGAUGGAUACCACAACAGCUGACCAGUCUACCACAGUGAUGGAGACCACAACACCUUUCCAGUCUACCACAGUGAUGGAUACUACAACAGUUGGUCAGUCUACCACACUGUUGGAUACCACAACAGCUGACCAGUCAACCACAGUGAUGGAUACCACAACACCUGACAAGUCUACCACAGUCAUAGAUACCACAACAGUUGGCCAGUCUACCACAGUGUUAGAUACCACAACAGCUGGCCAGUCCACCACAGUGAAGGAUACCACAACAGCUGACCAGUCUACCACAGUGACGGAUACCACAACACCUGUCCGGUCUACCAAAUUGAUGGAUACAACAACAGCUGACCAGUCUACUACAGUGACCGAUACCACAAUACCUGACCAGUCUACCACAGUGAUGGAUACCACCACAGCUGGUCAGUCAACCACACUGUUGGAUACCACAACAGCUGACCAGUCUACCACAGUGAUUAAUACCACAAUACCUGAACAGUCUACUAAAGUCAUAGAUAACACAACACCUGACCAGUCUACCACAGUAAUGGAUACCACAACACCUCACCAGUCAACCACAGUUACCAUUACCACCACAGCUGGUCAGUCAACCACACUGUUGGAUACCACAACACCUCACCAGUCUACCACAAUGAUGGAUACCACAAUACCUGACCAGUCUACCAAAGUCAUAGAUAGCACAACACCUGACCAGUCUAGCACAGUGAUGGAUACCACAACACCUGACCAGUCUACCACAGUGAUGUAUACCUCAACACCUGACCAGUCUACCACAGUGAUCGAUACUACCACAGCUGGUCAGUCAACCACACUGUUGGAUACCACAACAGCUGACCAGUCUACCACAGUCAUAGAUACCAUAACAGGUGGCCAAUCUACCACAGUGAUAGAUACCACAUCAGCUGACCAGUCUACAACAGUGACCGAUACCACAACAGCUGACCAGUCUACCACAGUGAUGGAGACCACAACACCUGCCCAGUCUACCACAGUGAUAUAUACUACAACAAUUGGUCAGUCUACCACCCUGUUGGAUACCACAACAGCUGACCAGUCUACCACAUCUACCACAGUGAGCGAUAUCACCACAGCUGGUCAGUCAACCACACUGUUGGAUACCACAACAGCUGACCAGUCUACCACAGUGAAGGAUACCACAACACCUCACAAGUCUACCACAGCUAUGGAUACUACAAGAGCUGCUCAGUCUACCACAGUCAUAGAUAACACCACAGCUGAUCAGUCAACCACACUGUUGGAUACCACAACACCUUACCAGUCUACCACAGUAAUGGAUACCACAACACCUCACCAGUCAACCACACUGUUGGAUACCACAACAGCUGACCAGUCUACCACAGUGAUGGAUACCACAAUACCUGACCAGUCUCCCAAAGUCAUAGAUAGCACAACACCUGACCAGUCUACCACAGUGAUGGAGACCACAACACCUGACCAGUCUACCACAGUGAUCGAUAGCACAACACCUGACCAGUCUACCACAGUGAUGAAUACCUUAACACCCUACGAGUCUACCACAGUGAUGGAUACCACAACACCUGACCAGUCUACCACAGUCAUAGAUACCACAUCUUCCACAAAGAUAGAUACCACAACAGCCGACCACUCUACCACAGAGAUGAAUACCACAACAGUUGGCCAGUACACCACAGUGAUGGAGACCACAACACCUGCCCAGUCUACCACAUCUACCACAGUGAUGGAUACCACCACAGCUGGUCAGUCAACCACACUGUUGGAUACCACAACAGCUGACAAGUCUACCACAGUGAUGGAUACCACAAUAACUGACCAGUCUACUAAAGUCAUAGAUAGCACAACACCUGACCAGUCUACCACAGUAAUGGAUACCACAAUACCUCACCAGUCUACCACAGUGACCGAUACCACAACAGCUGACCAGUCUACCACAGUGAUGGAUACCACAACACCUGACCAGUCUACCACAGUGAUGGAGACCACAACACCUGCCCAGUUUACCACAGUGAUGGAUACCACAACAUUGGGUCAGUCUACCACACUGUUGGAUACCACAACAUCUGCCCAGUUUACCACAGUGAUGGAUACUACAACAUUGGGUCAGUCUACCACACUGUUGGAUACCACAACAGCCGACCAGUCUACUACAGUGAUGGAUACCACAACAGUUGGCCACUCUCCCACAGUGAUAGAUACCACAACAGCUGACCAGUCUACCACAGUGAUGGAUACCACAAUACCUGACCAGUCUACUAAAGUCAUAGAUAGCACAACACCUGACCAGUCUACCACAGUAAUGGAUACCACAACACCUGACCAAUCUACCACAGUAAUGGAUACCACAACACCUGAACAGUCUACCACAGUGAUGUAUACCUCAACACCUGACCAGUCUACCACAGUGAUCGAUACCACCACAGCUGGUCAGUCAACCACACUGUUGGAUACCACAACAGCUGACCAAUCUACCACAGUGAUGGAUACCACAACAAUUGGCCAGUCUACCACAGUGUUAGAUACCACAACUGCUGACCAGUCUACCACAGUGAUGGAUACCACAACAGCUGACCAGUCUACCACAGUAAUGGAUACCGCAAUACCUGACCAGUCUACCACAGUGAUGGAUACCAAAACACCUGCUCGGUCUACCACAGUGACCGAUACCACCACAGCUGGUCAGUCAACCACACUGUUGGAUAUCACAACAGCUGACCAGUCUACCACAGUGAUGGAUACCACAACACCUGACCAGUCUACCACAUCUACCACAGUGAUGGAUACCACAACACCUGACCAGUCUACCACAGUGAUGGAGACCACAACAGUUGACCAGUCUACCACAGUGAUGGAUACCACAACACCUGACCAGUCUACCACAGUGAUGGAUACCACAACACCUGACCAGUCUACCACAGAGAUGGAUACCACAACACCUGACCAGUCUACCACAGUGAUGGAUACCACAACACCUGACCAGUCUACCACAGUGAUCGAUACCACCACAGCUGGUCAGUUAACCACACUGUUGGAUACCACAACAGCUGACCAAUCUACCACAGUGAUGGAUACCACAACAGUUGGCCAGUCUACCACAGUGUUAGAUACCACAACUGCUGACCAGUCUACCACAGUGAUGGAUACCACAACAGCUGACCAGUCUACCACAGUAAUGGAUACCACAAUACCUGACCAGUCUACCACAGUGAUGGAUACCAAAACACCUGCUUGGUCUACCACAGUGACAGAUACCACCACAGCUGGUCAGUCAACCACAUUGUUGGAUAUCACAACAGCUGACCAGUCUACCACAGUGAUGGAUACCACAACACCUGACCAGUCUACCACAGUUAUGGAUACCACAACACCUGACCAGUCUACCACAGUUAUGGAUACCACAACACCUGACCAGUCUACCACAGUGAUGGAUACCAAAACACCUGCUCGGUCUACCACAGUGACCGAUACCACCACAGCUGGUACAACGCAGCCCUACGCUCUAAUAGACACAAGUACAUCUGGACAUCAUGCAACAGUUACUACGAUACAUACAACAACAUCCAAGCAGGCUUCACUGGUGAUGAACAUCACAAAAGAUGACCAGUCCACAACGCCGACGACAGAAAUAUAUCCGUCCAGAAGAAAACCGGAUACCACGAGGUAUGGCCAGUCUACAACAAUAAUGGACACCACAACAUCUAGUCAGAUUGAAACAAUGCAUACCAUCACCGCUGGUCAGUCCACAACAGCAAUGGACACCACAACAACUGGCAAGCCUAUAACAAUAAUGAACACCACAACACCUAGUCAUUCCAUAGCAAUCCAUACCACCACUGGUUACCAGGCAACCUCUUUGAUGGACAUGAAAACAGGUCAUAAAACCACAACUGUAUUAGAUAUCACAAUAUUAGACCAAAAACCUGUGAUGGAUACAAAAAUAAAUGACCAGACCACAGCAGUUAUGGAUACCACAACAGUUGACCAGCCCACUACAAUGAUGGGUACUACAACUGGUGACCAGACAACAACAGUUAUGGAUACCACAACAGUUGACCAGCCCACAACAAUGAUGGGUACUACAACUGGUGACCAGCCCACUACGAUGAUGGAUACCACAACAGCUGACCAGCUCACUACAAUGAUGGGUACUACAACUGGUGACCAGCCCACUACGAUGAUGGGUACCACAACUGGUGACCAUCCCACUACGAUGAUGGGUACCACAACUGGUGACCAGCCCACUACGAUGAUGGGUACCACAACUGGUGACCAGCCCACUACGAUGAUGGGUACCACAACUGGUGACCAGCCCACUACGAUGAUGGAUACCACAACAGCUGACCAGCUCACUACAAUGAUGGGUACUACAACUGGUGACCAGACAACAACAGUUAUGGAUACCAUAACGGUUGACCAGCCCACUACAAUGAUGGGUACCACAACAGUUGACCAGCCCACUACGAUGAUGGAUACCACAACAGCUGACCAGCCCACUACAAUGAUGGGUACUACAACUGGUGACCAGACAACAACAGUUAUGGAUACCACAACAGCUGACCAGCCCACUACAAUGAUGGGUACCACAACUGGUGACCAGCCCACUACGAUGAUGGGUACCACAACUGGUGACCAGCCCACUACGAUGAUGGGUACCACAACUGGUGACCAGCCCACUACGAUGAUGGGUACUACAACUGGUGACCAGCCCACUACAGUGAUGGAUACCACAUCAAGUGACCAGAUAACAACAGUGAUAGAUAUCACAACAGGUGACCAGAAAACAACAGUGAUAGAUACCACAACAGGUGACCAGAUCACAACCGCCAUGGACACCAACAAAGGAGACACAACCAAAACUGUAAUGGAUAUCACAACAGGUGACGAGAUCACAACAGUGAUGGAUACCACAACAGGUGACCAGGUCACAACUGUGAUUAAUACCACAAAAGGUAAACAGACAACAACAGUGGUGGAUACCACAAAAGACGGCAAGACCACAAAUGCAAUGGACAAAACCACAAAUGUAAUAGAUACCACAAAAAGUAACCAGAUCACAACUGCGAUGGAUACCAACCCAGGGGACACAACCACAACUGUACUGGAUAUCACAACAGGUAACCAGAUCACAACUGCAAUGGACAACACCACAGGUGGCCAGCCCACAACAGCAGUGGAUACCACAGGCGGUGAUCAGACCACAUCUGUAAUGCCUAUAACAUCAGGUGCCCAGACCAUCACAAUAAUACAUACCACAACAGGGGAUAAGGCCACAUCGGGGAUGGAUACUACAACGGGUAACCACACCACAAGUGUGAUCGAUACAAAAACAGCUGAAGAGACCACAUCGGUAAUGGCUAACACUGCAGGAGACAGGACCACAACUGUAAUUUCUACCACAACAGAUGACAGGUCCACCACGUUAAUGGAUACCACAACAGAUGACAGGCCCACCACGUUAAUGGAUACCACAACAGGGGAGAAGAAUACAUCUGUGAUGGAUAUCACAACAGCUGACCAGACAAUGAUAGUAAAGGAUGAAACCGCAGCUGACCAGACCACAACUGUAAUGGACAUCACAAGAGGUGACCAAUACAAAACAGUAAUGGAUACCACAGUAGGUGAACAGACCACAUCUGUAUUGCCUACCACAAGAGGUGACAUAACCACAACUGUAAUGGAUACCACAACAGGGGAGAAGACUACAUCUGUAAUGCCUACCACAAGAGAAGAAGCAACCACAACUGUGAUGUAUACCACAAAAGAGGAGAUAACCAAAUCUGUAAUGGAUACCACAUCAGGUGACCAGACCAUAUCUGUAAUGGCUACCAGUGCAGGUGAAAGGGCCACAACUAUUAUAGAUGCAUCAGCUAGCCAGACAAAAACUGUGAUCAAUACCACAACAGGCAACCAAAAAACAACUGUAAUACAUACCUCAACAGCUGGUCACACCACAACUGUAAUAGGUAAAACAACACAUGAUCAGACCACUCCAAAAAUGGAUACCACAACAGUAGACAAAACCACAUCUGUAAUGGAUACCAUAACAGGCAACCAAACCACAACUGUGAUGGAUACCACAAAAGCUGACCAGACCAAAUCUGUAAUGGCUACCAGUGCAGGUGACAGAAACACGACUAUGAUGGAUCACACAACAGGUGACCAGGCCACAACUGUAAUGGAUAAAACAUUAGCUGACCAAACCACAUCUAUCAUGGCUACCAGUAUAGGUGACAUGACCACAACUAUGAAGGAUGCCACAACAGAUGACCAUGCCACAACUGUGAGGGAUAUCUCAACAGGUGACCGAACCACAAUUUUCACUGAUACCACAGGAGCUGACAAGACCACAUCUGUAAUGCCUACCACAGCAGGUGACAAGACCACAACCAUGAUAGAUGCCACAACAGGUGACCAGGUCACAACUGUAAUAGAUACCUCAACAGGUAACCAGGCCACAACAGUGAUAAAUGCCGCAACAGUUGACAAAACCACAUCUAGAAUCGAUAUCACAACAGGUAACAAUUCCACGACUGUAAUAGCCACCACAACACCUGGCCAGACUACAACUGUAAUACCUGCCACAACGGAUAACAGGACCACCACUGUAAUGAAUACCACAACAGGGGAGAAAACCACAUCUGUGAUGGAUACCACAACAGCUGACCAGACCACAAAUGUGAUGGAUGCCACCACAGCUAAUCAGGCCACAACUGUUAUCAAUAUUAUAACAGACAACCAAACCACAACUGAAAUAAAUACCACAACAACUGACCAGACCAAAACUGCAAUAGGUUACACAACAUUUGACAAAACAAAAUCUCUGAUGGAUACCACAUCAGAUAAGCAGACUACAACUGUGAUAGAUACCACAACAGCUGCCCAGACCACAACUUUGAUCGAUACCACAAUAGGCAACCAAACCACAACUGUAAUAGAUAAAACAACAGCUGGCCAAACCACAACUGUAAAAGAUAUCACAACAGCUGGCCAGACCGCAACUGUGAUAGGUAACACAACAACUAAACACACCACUCCAAAGAUGGAUACCACAACAGUAGACCAGGCAACAAUUGUAAUGGAUACAACAACAGAUGACCAGACCACAUCUGUAAUACCUACCACAACAGAUUACCAGACCACAUCUGUAAUAGCUACAACAACAGACGAAAAAAUCACAUCUGUAAUGCCUACCACAACAGAUGAUCAGACCACAUCUGUAAUGGCUACCAGUGCAGGUGAUAGAACCACAACUAUGAUGGAUGCAACAACAGGUGACCAAACUGCAAUUGUGAUGGAUAACACAACAGCUCACCAAACCAGAUCUGUAAUGGCUACAAGUGUAGGUGACAGGAUUACGACUAUUAUGGAUGCCACAACAGGUAAACAGGCCACAGAUGUAAUGGAUAUCACAAUAGGUGACCACACCAAAUCUGUAAUGGCUACCACAACAGAUGAACAGACCACAUCUGUAAUGAACAUAACAACAGGGGAGAACACCACAUCUGUGACCACAGCAAGUGACAACACUACAACCAUGAUGGAUGCCACAACAGGUGAUCUGGUCACAAAUGUAAUGGAUACAACAUUAGGUGACCAGGCCACAACAAUGAUAAAUACCACAACAGUUGACACAACCACAUAUAGGUUCAACACCACAACAGGUAACAAUACCACGACUGUGAUAGACACCAAAACACCUGGCCAGACCACAACUGUCAUGCCUACCACAACAUAUGACAGGACCACCACUGUAAUGGAUAUCAAAAUUGUAAUAGAUACCACAACACCUCAACAGACCACUCCAAUCAUGGACAUUACAACAGUAGACAAAACAACAUCUGUAAUGGAUACCAUAAUAGGUGAUCACGCCACAACAGUGAUAAACACCACAACAGGGAAGAACACCACAUUUGUGACCACAGCAAGUGAAAAGACUACAACCAUUAAGGAUGCCACAACAGGUGACCAGGUCACCACUCUAAUAGAUACCACACCAGGUGACCAGGCCACAACACUGAUGAAUACCACAACAGUUGACAGAACCACAUCUAGGAUCGAUAUCACAACAGGUAAAAAUCCUACGACUGUGAUACACACCACAACAGAUGGCCAGAACACAAAUGUAACACCUUCCACAACAGAUGACAGGACCAACUCUGAAUUAGAUACCACAACAUGGGAGAAGACCACAUCUGCAAUGCAUACCAAAACAGCUGACCAGACCACAAAUAUGACGGAUGUCACCGCAGCUAGCCAGACCACAACUGUAAUCCAUACCACAACAGGCAACCAAACCACAACAACUGGCCAGACCACAAUUGUCAUACCUGCCACAACAGAUGAGAAGACCACCACUGUUAUGCAUACAAAAACACGGGAGACCACAUCUGUGAUGACUACAACAACAGCUGACCAGACCACAAAUGUGAUGAAUACCACCACAGCUGACCAGGCCACAGCUGUGAUCGAUACUACAACAGGCAACCAAACCACAACUGUAAUACAUACCACAACAGCUGGCCAGACCACAACUGUGAUAGAUACCACAACAGGUGACCAAACCAAAACAAUGAUAGAUAUCACAACAGCUGGACAGACCACAACUGUAAUAAAUGUACCAACAGGUGACCAGACCACAUCUGUAAUGGCUAUUACUGCAGGUAACAGGACCACGACUACGAUGGACCCCUCAGCAGGUGACCAGGACACAACUGUGAUGGAUACCAAAACAGAUAACCAAACCGAAAAUGUGCUGAAUAACACAACAGCUGACAAGAACACACCUGUAAAAGCUACCAGUGCAGGUGACAGGACCACGACUGCAAUGGAUGCCACAAUACUUGAUCAAACCACAAAUAUGAUGGAUAAGACAACAGCUGACCUAAACCAAUCUGUAAUGGCUACCAGUGCAGGUGGCAGGACAACGACUGCAACGUAUGCCACAACAGGGGAGAAGACCGCAUCUGUGAUGGAUACCACAACAGCUGACCUGAACACAUCUGUAAUGGCUACCAAUGCAGGUUUCAGGACCACGACUGCAACAGAUGCCACAACAGGGGAGAAGACCGCAUUUGUGAUGGAUACCACAACAGCUGACAACAACACAUCUGUAAUGGCUACCAGUGCAGGUAACAGGACCACGACUGCAACGUAUGCCACAACAGGGGAGAAUACCGCAUCUGUGAUGGAUACCACAACAGCUGACCAGAACACAAUUGUAAUAGCUACCAGUGCAGGUGACAGGACCACAACUGUAAUAGAUGCCAUAAGAGGGGAGAAAACGACAUCUGUAAUGGACACCACAACAGCUGACCAGACUACAACCAUUAUGGAUGCCACCACAGCUGACCAGACCACAACUGUAAUACCUACCACAACAGGCAAACAAACCACAACUGUGAUAGAUACAACAACAGCUGGCAACACCACAACUCUGAUCGAUACAACAACUGCCAAACAAAGCACAACUGUCAUUCAUACCACAACAGCAGGUCAUACCACAACUAUGAUAGGUAACACAACACCUGAACAGACCACUCCAAUGAUGGAUACCACAACAGUACACAAAACCACAUCUGCAAUGGAUACCAUAACAGGUAACCAAACCAAGAGUGUGAUAAAUACCACAACAGCAGGCCAAACCACAACUGUAAUAGAUACCACAACAGCAGGCCAGAUCACAUCUGUGAUAGGUAACACAACACCUGAACAGACCACUCCAAUGAUGGAUACCACAACAGUACACAAAACCACAUCUGCAAUGGAUACCAUAACAGGUAACCAAGCCAAGACUGUGAUAAAUACCACAACAGCAGGCCAAACCACAACUGUAAUAGAUACCACAACAGCAGGCCAGAUCACAUCUGUGAUAGGUAACACAACACCUGAACAGACCACUCUAAUGAUGGAUACCACAACAGUAGACAAAACCCCAUCUGCGAUGGACACCAUAACAGGCAACCAAAGCACGACUGUGAUACAUACCACAACAGCUGGUCAAACCGCAACUGUGAUGGAUACCACAUCAGGUGACCAGGCCACAUUUGUAGUAGCUAUUACUGCAAAUGACAGAACCACAACUAUGAUGGAUCCUACAGCAGGUGACAAGGCCACAACUAUGAAAGAUACCACAACAGGUGACCUGGUCACAACUGUAAUAGAUACAACAACAGGUGACAAGGCCACAACAGUGAUAAAUACAGGUGACCUGGUCACAACUGUAAAAGAUACAACAACAGGUGACAAGGCCACAACAGUGAUAAAUACCACAACAGUUGACAGAACCACAUCUAGGAUCAAUACCACAACAGGUAAAAAUUCUACGACUGUGAUACACACCACAACAGCUGGCCUGAACACAAAUGUAAUACCUACCACAACAGAUGACAGGACCAUCUCUGUAAUGGAUACCACAACAUGGGAAAAGACCACUUCUGCAAUGGAUACCACAACAGCUGACCAGGCCUCAAAUAUGAUGGAUGUCACCACAUCUGGCCAGACCACAACUGUAAUCGAUACCACAACAGGCAACCAAACCACAACAACUGGCCAGACCACAAUUGUAAUACCUGCCACAACAGAUGAGAGGACUACCACUGUAAUGCAUACCAAAACACGGGAGAAGACCACAUCUGUGAUGACUACAACAACAGCUGACCAGACCACAAAUGUGAUGAAUACCACCACAGCUGACCAGGCCACAGCUGUGAUCGAUACUACAACAGGCAACCAAACCACAACUGUAAUACAUACCACAACAGCUGGCCAGACAACAACUGUGAUGGACACCACAACAGGUGACCAAACCAAAACAAUGAUAGAUAUCACAACAGCUGCACAGACCACAACUGUGAUAAAUGCACCAACAGGUGACCAGACCACAUCUGUAAUGCCUACUACUGCAGGUAACAGGACCACGACUACGAUGGACCCCUCAGCAGGUGACCAGGCCACAACUGUGAUGGAUACCAAAACAGAUAACCAAACUGCAAAUGUUAUGGAUAACACAACAGCUGACAAGAACACAUCUGUAAUGACUACCAGUGCAGGUGUCAGGACAACGACUGCAAUGGAUGCCACAACACUUGACCAAACCACAAAUAUGAUGGAUAACACAACAGCUGACCAGAACACAUCUGUAAUGGCUACCAAUGCAGGUGACAGGACCACGACUGCAACAGAUGCCACAACAGGAGAGAAGACCGCAUCUGUGAUGGAUACCGCAACAGCUGACCAGAACACAUCUGUAAUGGCUACCAGUGCAUGUGACAGGACCACGACUGUAAAACAUGCCACAACAGGGGAGAAAACGACACCUGUAAUGGACACCACAACAGCUGACCAGACUACAACCAUUAUGGAUGCCACCACAGCUGACCAGACCACAACUGUAAUACCUACCACAACAGGCAACCAAACCACAACUGUGAUAGAUACAACAACAGUUGGCAACACCACAACUCUGAUCGAUACAACAAUUGCCAAACAAAGCACAACUGUCAUUCAUACCACAACAGCAGGUCAUACCACAACUAUGAUAGGUAACACAACACCUGAACAGACCACUCCAAUGAUGGAUACCACAACAGUACACAAAACCACAUCUGCAAUGGACACCAUAACAGGUAACCAAACCAAGACUAUGAUAAAUACCACAACAGCAGGCCAAACCACAACUGUAAUUGAUACCACAACAGCAGGCCAGAUCACAUCUGUGAUAGGUAACACAACACCUGAACAGACCACUCUAAUGAUAGAUACCACAACAGUAGACAAAACCACAUCUGCAAUGGAUACCAUAACAGGCAACAAAAGCACGACUGUGAUACAUACCACAACAGCUGGUCAAACCGCAACUGUGAUGGAUACCACAUCAGGUGACCAGACCACAUCUAUAGUAGCUACUACUGCAAGUGACAGAACCACGACUAUGAAGGACCCUACAGCAGGUGACCAGGCCACAACUAUGAAAGAUACCACAACAGGUGACCAGGUCACAACUGUAAUAGAUACAACAACAGGUGACCAGGCCACAACAGUGAUAAAUACCACAACAGUUGACACAGCCACAUCUAGGUUCAAUACCACAACAGGUAACAAUACGACUUUGAUAGACACCAAAACACCUGGCCAGACCACAACUGUCAUACCUACCACAACAUAUGACAGGACCACCACUGUAAUGGAUAUCAUAACUGUAAUAGACAACACAACACCUCAACAGACCACUCCAAUCAUGGAUAUUACAACAGUAGACAGAACAACAUCUGUAAUGGAUACCAUAACAGGUGACCAGGCCACAACAGUGAUGAAUACCACCACAGGAAAGAACACCACAUCUGUGACCACAGCAAGUGACAAGACUACAACCAUGAUGGAUGCCACAACAGGUGACCUGGUCACAAAUGUAAUGGAUACCACAACAGGUUACCAGGCCACAACAGUGAUGAAUACCACAACAGUUGACAGAACCACAUCUAAGAUCGAUACCACAACAGGUAAAAAUUCUACGACUGUGAUACACAUCACAACAGAUGGCCAGAACACAAAUGUAACACCAACCACAACAGAUGACAGGACCACCUCUGUAAUGGAUACCACAACAUGGGAGAAGACCACUUCUGCAAUGGAUACCAAAACAGCUAAUCAGACCACAAAUAUAAUGGAUGUCACCACAGCUCGCCAGACCACAACUGUAAUCCAUAACACAAUAGGCAACCAAACCACAACAACUGGCCAGACCACAAUUGUAAUACCUGCCACAACAAAUGAGAGGACUACCACUGUAAUGCAUACCAAAACACGGGAGAAGACCACAUCUGUGUUGACUACAACAACAGCUGACCAGACCACAAAUGUGAUGAAUACCACCACAGCUCACCAGGCCACAGCUGUGAUCGAUACUACAACAAGCAACCAAACCACAACUGUAAGACAUACCACAACAGCUGGCCAGACCACAACUGUGAUAGAUACCACAACAGGGGACAAAACCAAAAAAAUGAUAGAUAUCACAACAGCUGAACAGACCACAACUGUGAUGAAUACUACAACAGUUGACCAGACCACAUCUGUAAUGCCUACUACUGCAGGUAACAGGACCACGACUACGAUGGACCCCUCAGCAGGUGACCAGGCCACAACUGUGAUGGAUACCAAAACAGAUAACCAAACUGCAAAUGUUAUGGAUAACACAACAGCUGACAAGAACACAUCUGUAAUGACUACCAGUGCAGGUGUCAGGACAACGACUGCAAUGGAUGCCACUACACUUGACCAAACAACAAAUAUAAUGGAUACCACAACAGCUGACUUGAACACAUCUGUAAUGGCUACCAGUGCUGGUGUCAGGACCACGACUGCAACAGAUGCCACAACAGGGGAGAAGACCGCAUCUGUGAUGGAUACCACAACAGCUGACCAGAACACAUCUCUAAUGGCUACCAGUGCAGGUGACAGGACCACAACUGUAAUAGACGCCACAACAGGGGAGAAAACGACAUCUGUAAUGGAUACCACAACAGCUGACCAGACUACAACCAUUAUGGAUGCCACCACAGCUGGCCAGACCACAACUGUAAUACCUACCACAACAGGCAACCAAUCCACAACUGUGAUAGAUACCACAACAGUUGGCAACAACACAACUCUGAUCGAUACAACAACUGCCAAACAAAGCACAACUGUCAUUCAUACCACAACAGCAGGUCAUACCACAACUAUGAUAGGUAACACAACACCUAAACAGACCACUCCAACGAUGGAUACCACAACAGUACACAAAACCACAUCUGCAAUGGACACCAUAACAGGUAACCAGGCCAAGACUGUGAUAAAUACCACAACAGCAAGCCAAACCACAACUGUAAUAGAUACCACAACAGCAGGCCAGAUCACAUCUGUGAUAGGUAACACAACACCUGAACAGACCACUCUUAUGAUGGAUACCACAACAGUAGACAAAACCACAUCUGCAAUGGAUACCAUAACAGGCAACCAAAGCACGACUGUGAUACAUACCACAACAGCUGGUCAAACCGCAACUGUGAUGGAUACCAAAUCAGGUGACCAGGCCACAUUUGUAGUAGCUACUACUGCAAGUGACAGAACCACGACUAUAAUGGAUCCUACAGCAGGUGACCAGGCCACAACUAUGAAAGAUACCACAACAGGUGACCUGGUCACAACUGUAAAAGAUACAACAACAGGUGACAAGGCCACAACAGUGAUAAAUACCACAACAGUUGACAGAACCACAUCUAGGAUCAAUACCACAACAGGUAAAAAUUCUACGACUGUGAUACACACCACAACAGCUGGCCAGAACACAAAUGUAAUACCUACCACAACAGAUGACAGGACCACCUCUGUAAUGGAUACCACAACAUGGGAGAAGACCACAUCUGCAAUGGAUACCAAAACAGCUGACCAGACCACAAAUAUGAUGGAUGUCACCACAUCUGGCCAGACCACAACUGUAAUCGAUACCACAACAGGCAACCAAACCACAACAACUGGCCAGACCACAAUUGUAAUACCUGCCACAACAGAUGAGAGGACUACCACUGUAAUGCAUGCCAAAACACGGAAGACCACAUCUGUGAUGACUACAACAACAGCUGACCAGACCACAAAUGUGAUGAAUACCACCACAGCUGACCAGGCCACAGCUGUGAUCAAUACUACAACAUGCAACCAAACCACAACUGUAAUACAUACCACAACAGCUGGCCAGACCACAACUGUGAUAGACACCACAACAGCUGAUCAAACCAAAACAAUGAUAGAUAUCACAACAGCUGGACAGACCACAACUCUGAUAAAUGCACCAACAGGUGACCAGACCACAUCUGUAAUGCCUACUACUGCAGGUAACAGGACCACGACUACGAUGGACCCCUCAGCAGAUGACCAGGACACAACUGUGAUGGAUACCAAAACAGAUAACCAAACUGCAAAUGUUAUGGAUAACACAACAGCUGACCAGAACACAUCUGUAAUGGCUACCAGUGCAGGUGUCAGGACCACGACUGCAAUGGAUGCCACAACACUUGACCAAACCACAAAUAUGAUGGAUAACACAACAGCUGACCUGAACACAUCUGUAAUGGUUACCAGUGCAGGUGACAGGACCACGACUGCAACAGAUGCCACAACAGGGGAGAAGACAGCAUUUGUGAUGGAUACCAUAACAGCUGACCAGAACACAUCUGUAAUGGCUACCAGUGCAGGUGACAGGACCACGACUGUAAAACAUGCCACAACAGGGGAGAAAACGACAUCUGUAAUGGACACCACAACAGCUGACCAGACCACAACCAUUAUGGAUGCCACCACAGCUGACCAGACCACAACUGCAAUACCUACCACAACAGGCAACCAAACCACAACUGUGAUAGAUACAACAACAGCUGGCAACACCACAACUCUGAUCGAUACAACAACUGCCAAACAAAGCACAACUGUCAUUCAUACCACAACAGCAGGUCAUGCCACAACUAUGAUAGGUAACACAACACCUGAACAGACCACUCCAAUGAUGGAUACCACAACAGUACACAAAACCACAUCUGCAAUGGACACCAUAACAGGUAACCAAACCAAGACUGUGAAAAAUACCACAACAGCAGGCCAAACCACAACUGUAAUAGAUACAACAACAGCAGGCCAGAUCACAUCUGUGAUAGGUAACACAACACCUGAACAGACCACUCUAAUGAUAGAUACCACAACAGUAGAAAAAACCACAUCUGCAAUGGAUACCAUAACAGGCAACAAAAGCACGACUGUGAUACAUACCACAACAGCUGGUCAAACCGCAACUGUGAUGGAUACCACAUCAGGUGACCAGGCCACAUCUAUAGUAGCUACUACUGCAAGUGACAGAACCACGACUAUGAUGGAUCCUACAGCAGGUGACCAGGCCACAACUAUGAAAGAUACCACAACAGGUGACCAGGUCACAGCUGUAAUAGAUACAACAACAGGUGACCAGGCCACAACAGUGAUAAAUACCAAAACAGUUGACACAACCACAUCUAGGUUCUAUACCACAACAGGUAACAAUACCACGACUGUGAUAGACACCAAAACACCUGGCCAGACCACAACUGUCAUACCUACCACAACAUAUGACAGGACCACCACUGUAAUGGAUAUCAUAACUGUAAUAGACAACACAACACCUCAACAGACCACUCCAAUCAUGGAUAUUACAACAGUAGACAAAACAACAUCUGUAAUGGAUACCAUAACAGGUGACCAGGCCACAACAGUGAUGAAUACCACAACAGGAGAGAACACCACAUCUGUGACCACAGCAAGUGACAAGACUACAACCAUGAUGGAUGCCACAACAGGUGACCUGGUCACAAAUGUAAUGGAUACCACAACAGGUUACCAGGCCACAACAGUGAUGAAUACCACAACAGUUGACAGAACCACAUCUAAGAUCGAUACCACAGCACGUAAAAAUUCUACGAAUUUGAUACACACCACAACAGCUGGCCAGAACACAAAUGUAAUACCUACCACAACAGAUGACAGGACCACCUCUGUAAUGGAUACUACAACAUGGGAGAAGAACACAUCUGCAAUGGAUACCAAAAAAGCUGAUCAGACCACAAAUAUGAUGGAUGUCACCAUAGCUGGACAGACCACAACUGUAAUCCAUACCACAACAGGCAACCAAACCACAACAACUGGCCAGACCACAAUUGUCAUACCUGCCACAACAAAUGAGAGGACUACCACUGUAAUGCAUACCAAAACAUGGGAGAAGACCACAUCUGUGUUGACUACAACAACAGCUGACCAGACCACAAAUGUGAUGAAUACCACCACAGCUGACCAGGCCACAGCUGUGAUCGAUACUACAACAGGCAACCAAACCACAACUGCAACACAUACCACAACAGCUGGCCAGACCACAAGUGUGAUAAAUACCAUAACAGGGGACAAAACCAAAAAAAUGAUAGAUAUCACAACAGCUGCACAGACCACAACUGUGAUAAAUGCACCAACAGGUGACCAGACCACAUCUGUAAUGCCUACUACUGCAGGUAACAGGACCACGACUACGAUGGACCCCUCAGCAGGUGACCAGGCCACAACUGUGAUGGAUACCAAAACAGAUAACCAAACUGCAAAUGUUAUGGAUAACACAACAGCUGACAAGAACACAUCUGUAAUGACUACCAGUGCAGGUGUCAGGACAACGACUGCAAUGGAUGCCACAACACUUGACCAAACCACAAAUAUGAUGGAUAACACAACAGCUGACCUGAACACAUCUGUAAUGGCUACCAGUGCAGGUGUCAGGACCACGACUGCAAUGGAUGCCACAACACUUGACCAAACCACAAAUAUGAUGGAUAACACAACAGCUGACCAGAACACAUCUGUAAUGGCUACCAAUGCAGGUGACAGGACCACGACUGCAACAGAUGCCACAACAGGAGAGAAGACCGCAUCUGUGAUGGAUACCGCAACAGCUGACCAGAACACAUCUGUAAUGGCUACCAGUGCAUGUGACAGGAACACGACUGUAAAACAUGCCACAACAGGGGAGAAAACGACACCUGUAAUGGACACCACAACAGCUGACCAGACCACAACCAUUAUGGAUGCCACCACAGCUGACCAGACCACAACUGUAAUACCUACCACAACAGGCAACCAAACAACAACUGUGAUAGAUACAACAACAGUUGGCAACACCACAACUCUGAUCGAUACAACAAUUGCCAAACAAAGCACAACUGUCAUUCAUACCACAACAGCAGGUCAUACCACAACUAUGAUAGGUAACACAACACCUGAACAGACCACUCCAAUGAUGGAUACCACAACAGUACACAAAACCACAUCUGCAAUGGACACCAUAACAGGUAACCAAACCAAGACUAUGAUAAAUACCACAACAGCAGGCCAAACCACAACUGUAAUUGAUACCACAACAGCAGGCCAGAUCACAUCUGUGAUAGGUAACACAACACCUGAACAGACCACUCUAAUGAUAGAUACCACAACAGUAGACAAAACCACAUCUGCAAUGGAUACCAUAACAGGCAACAAAAGCACGACUGUGAUACAUACCACAACAGCUGGUCAAACCGCAACUGUGAUGGAUACCACAUCAGGUGACCAGACCACAUCUAUAGUAGCUACUACUGCAAGUGACAGAACCACGACUAUGAAGGACCCUACAGCAGGUGACCAGGCCACAACUAUGAAAGAUACCACAACAGGUGACCAGGUCACAACUGUAAUAGAUACAACAACAGGUGACCAGGCCACAACAGUGAUAAAUACCACAACAGUUGACACAGCCACAUCUAGGUUCAAUACCACAACAGGUAACAAUACGACUUUGAUAGACACCAAAACACCUGGCCAGACCACAACUGUCAUACCUACCACAACAUAUGACAGGACCACCACUGUAAUGGAUAUCAUAACUGUAAUAGACAACACAACACCUCAACAGACCACUCCAAUCAUGGAUAUUACAACAGUAGACAAAACAACAUCUGUAAUGGAUACCAUAACAGGUGACCAGGCCACAACAGUGAUGAAUACCACCACAGGAAAGAACACCACAUCUGUGACCACAGCAAGUGACAAGACUACAACCAUGAUGGAUGCCACAACAGGUGACCUGGUCACAAAUGUAAUGGAUACCACAACAGGUUACCAGGCCACAACAGCGAUGAAUACCACAACAGUUGACAGAACCACAUCUAAGAUCGAUACCACAACAGGUAAAAAUUCUACGACUGUGAUACACACCACAACAGCAGGCCAGAACACAAAUGUAACACCUACCACAACAGAUGACAGGACUACCUCUGUAAUGGAUACCACAACAUGGGAGAAGACCACAUCUGCAAUGGAUACCAAAACACGGGAGAAGACCACAUCUGUGUUGACUACAACAACAGCUGACCAGACCACAAAUGUGAUGAAUACCACCACAGCUGACCAGGCCACAGCUGUGAUCGAUACUACAACAGGCAACCAAACCACAACUGUAACACAUACCACAACAGCUGGCCAGACCACAACUGUGAUAGAUACCAUAACAGGGGACAAAACCAAAAAAAUGAUAGAUAUCACAACAGCUGGACAGACCACAACUGUGACGAAUACUACAACAGUUGACCAGACCACAUCUGUAAUGCCUACUACUCCAGGUAACAGGACCACGACUAAUAUGGACCCCUCAGCAGGUGACCAGGCCACAACUGUGAUGGAUACCAAAACAGAUAACCAAACUGCAAAUGUUAUGGAUAACACAACAGCUGACCAGAACACAUCUGUAAUGGCUACCAGUGCAGGUGUCAGGACCACGACUGCAAUGGAUGCCACAACACUUGACCAAACCACAAAUAUAAUGGAUAACACAACAGCUGACCUGAACACAUCUGUAAUGGCUACCAGUGCUGGUGUCAGGACCACGACUGCAACAGAUGCCACAACAGGGGAGAAGACCGCAUCUGUGAUGGAUACCACAACAGCUGACCAGAACACAUCUGUAAUGGUUACCAGUGCAGGUGACAGGACCACGACUGUAAUAGAUGCCACAACAGGGGAGAAAACGACAUCUGUGAUGGAUACCACAACAGCUGACCACAACACAUCUGUAAUGGCUACCAGUGCAGGUGACAGGACCACGACUGUAAAACAUGCCACAACAGGGGAGAAAACGACAUCUGUAAUGGACACCACAACAGCUGACCAGACUACAACCAUUAUGGAUGCCACCACAGCUGACCAGACCACAACUGUAAUACCUACCACAACAGGCAACCAAACCACAACUGUGAUAGAUACAACAACAGCUGGCAACACCACAACUCUGAUCGAUACAACAACUGCUAAACAAAGCACAACUGUCAUUCAUACCACAACAGCAGGUCAUACCACAACUAUGAUAGGUAACACAACACCUGAACAGACCACUCCAAUGAUGGAUACCACAACAGUACACAAAACCACAUCUGCAAUGGUUACCAUAACAGGUAACCAAACCAAGACUGUAAUAAAUACCACAACAGCAGACCAAACCACAACUGUAAUAGAUACCACAACAGCAGGCCAGAUCACAUCUGUGAUAGGUAACACAACACCUGAACAGACCACUAUAAUGAUGGAUACCACAACAGUAGACAAAACCGCAUCUGCAAUGGAUACCAUAACAGGCAACAAAAGCACUACUGUGAUACAUACCACAACAGCUGGUCAAACCGCAACUGUGAUGGAUACCACAUCAGGUGACCAGACCACAUCUGUAGUAGCUACUACUGCAAGUGAUAGAAUCACGACUAUGAUGAAUCCUACAGCAGGUGACCAGGCCACAACUAUGAAAGAUACCACAACAGGUGACCAGGUCACAACUAUAAUAGAUACAACAACAGGUGACCAGGCCACAACAGUGAUAAAUACCACAACAGUUGACACAACCACAUCUAGGUUCAAUACCACAACAGGUAACAAUACCACGACUUUGAUAGACACCAAAACACCUGGCCAGACCACAACUGUCAUACCUACCGGAACAUAUGACAGGACCACCACUGUAAUGGAUAUCAUAACUGUAAUAGACAACACAACACCUCAACAGACCACUCCAAUCAUGGAUAUUACAACAGUAGACAAAACAACAUCUGUAAUGGAUACCAUAACAGGUGACCAGGCCAAAAAAGUGAUGAAUACCACAAGAGGGGAGAACACCACAUCUGUGACCAUAGCAAGUGACAAGACUACAACCAUGAUGGAUGCCACAACAGGUGACCUGGUCACAAAUGUAAUGGAUACCACAAUAGGUGACCAGGCAACAACAGUGAUGAAUACCACAACAGUUGACAGAACCACAUAUAGGAUUGAUACCACAACAGGUAAAAAUUCUACGACUGUGAUACACACCACAACAGCUGGCCAGAACACAAAUGUAAUACCUACCACAACAGAUGAUAGGACCACCUCUGUAAUGGAUACCACAACAUGGGAGAAGACCACAUCUGCAUUGCAUACCAAAACAGCUGACCAGACCACAAAUGUGAUGGAUGUCACCACAUCUGGCCAGACCACAACUGUAAUCGAUACCACAACAGGCAACCAAACCACAACAACUGGCCAGACCACAAUUGUAAUACCUGCCACAACAGCUGAGAGAACUACCACUGUAAUGCACACCAAAACAAGGGAGAAAACCACAUCUGUGAUGACUACAACAACAGCUGACCAGACCACAAAUGUGAUGAAUACCACCACAGCUGACCAGGCCAAAGCUGUGAUCGAUACUACAACAGGCAACCAAACCACAACUGUAACACAUACCACAACAGCUGGCCAGACCACAACUGUGAUAGAUACCACAACAGGUGACCAAACCAAAACAAUGAUAGAUAUCACAACAGCUGGACAGACCACAACUCUGAUAAAUGCACCAACAGGUGACCAGACCACAUCUGUAAUGCCUACUACUGCAGGUAACUGGACCAAGACUACCAUGGACCCCUCAGCAGGUGACCAGGCCACAACUGUGAUGAACACCAAAACAGAUACCCAAACCGCAAAUGUUAUGGAUAACACAACAGCUGACCAGAACACAUCUGUAAUGGCUACCAGUGCAGGUGUCAGGACCACGACUGCAAUGGAUGCCACAACACUUGACCAACCCACAAAUAUGAUGGAUAACACAACAGCUGACCUGAACACAUCUGUAAUGGCUACCAGUGCAGGUGACAGGACCACGACUGCAACAGAUGCCACAACAGGAGAGAAGACCGCAUCUGUGAUGGAUACCACAACAGCUGACCAGAACACAUCUGUAAUGGCUACCAGCGCAUGUGACAGGACCACGACUGCAACGGAUGCCACAACAGGGGAGAAAAUGACAUCUGUAAUGGACACCACAACAGCUGACCAGACCACAACCAUUAUGGAUGCCACCACAGCUGACCAGACCACAACUGUAAUACCUACCACAACAGGCAACCAAACCACAACUGUGAUAGAUACCACAACAGUUAGCAACACCACAACUCUGAUCGAUACAACAAUUUCCAAACAAAGCACAACUGUCAUUCAUACCACAACAGCAGGUCAUACCACAACUAUGAUAGGUAACACAACACCUGAACAGACCACUCCAAUGAUGGAUACCACAACAGUACACAAAACCACAUCUGCAAUGGACACCAUAACAGGUGACCAGGCCACAUCUAUAGUAGCUACUAGUGCAAGUGACAGAACCACGACUAUGAAGGACCCUACAGCAGGUGACCAGGCCACAACUAUGAAAGAUACCACAACAGGUGACCAGGUCACUACUGUAAUAGAUACAACAACAGGUGACCAGGCCACAACAGUGAUAAAUACCCAAAACAGUUGA
Molecule: messenger RNA, 28854 nt
Organism: Liolophura sinensis
Lineage: Eukaryota; Metazoa; Mollusca; Polyplacophora; Chitonida; Chitonidae
Product: mucin-3B-like
Exons: 8
Coding region: 1-28854 (9617 amino acids)
Source: RefSeq, a predicted model, not a curated record